GACUUGAUUGGGCAACUCUUUUUACUCUUUCUACGACUUUUACUCCAAAUCUUAAUCAAGUGAUGUAGAGCAGUCACUCGGAGUGUACUCCAAACUCUCCACCGUAUGGGCAGGGAACUUUGGAGUGUGACGUCACAAACCAACAUGGCGGCUUCUUCAGAAAGACGAACCAUGUUUCAAUGUGAAGACUGUCACAUGUUUUUUCUGUCUAUGGAGGUCUUUUACAACCAUCCAUGUGUAGCUUCAGCAGCAAGUGGUGUAACUGGUGUGAAUCUUUCGCAAGAUAGAACAGAGGAAGAAAUUGAUAGAGACAUUAAGAAGCAGGAGGAAGAGGAAGAAAGUUGUAAAUGGAGCCAGGCACCAACUUUACUGCUAAUUGCUAGUUACAAAGAAAGACAGGACCGUAUUGAUACGGGACGUUUGAAAAAGAAGAAGGCAUUUGAAGAAAUUGCACAGGUUCUUAAAGAGCAUCAGUAUCCAUUUACUGAUGCACAGUGUACAUCAAGGAUGAAAACUCUAAUACGACAGUACAAGACUGUUAAAGAUAAUAAUAAUACUUCAGGAAGCAAGCGUAAAUCCUUCAUAUACGAGAAUGAGUUGGACUCACUGUUCAAAGGGUCACCAAGCAUCAGACCAGAAUUUGUAAUGAGUAGUGCUACUGCUACUCAUAUGUCACAGUCAGAUGAAGAUGGUGAUGAAUUGGAUGAUGAAGGUGAAGUGACAAGAGCUGAUAAUUGUAAGAGAAAGACAGAACAUAUUGCAGAUGAAAAGGUAUCAGUCCCAAAAUAAGGAAAACACAAAUUUCAGAAGUAAUAGAUUUCAUGAAAAUCAGUGCAAGUGAACAGGAAAAGAGGCGUGAAGAAAGAGAGGAAAAAAAGGAGAAAAGACAUGAAGAUAAAAUGAAAAUGUUUCAAGAGCUGAUCAAUGUCUUAAAAAAAAAUUAAAGAAUUUUUGCAGCUGUUAUACUCCUCACAUAUAAAGCCCAUGUAAUCAAAAGCAUAUCAUUAUUCAAGCUAUCUUAUAGCACUACUACUAUCACUUGAACCAGUAUAGAAAUUUCAUUUACUUUUUAAUCAUUGUCUUGUUCAACAAGUGUGUAACAUUUGAUGCCAGGAAUUUAUUGACAACAGAGCAAAUUCAUAAUGUGUCUAUUUUAGUAAUAGUUUAAUUUAACAGCUUUAAAAUUUCAGAUGAAGAUUUAUGCAAAAUCUGCAUGGAUCGUACAGUCAACACAGUGUUUGGAGAUUGUGGUCACAUGAUAUGUUGUAUAACAUGCUGUGAGAUGUUGAAUAUCUGUCCAAUAUGUAGGAGAGAAAACAAAUCCUGGAUCAAGGUCUACAAAGCAUAGUCUGGACUCAUUCAACAGAGACUCCAAAAAUGAGAUUGUUUUCAUAAUUUGUUCUUUUUUGUGCCGGUUUAGCAAGCAGCUGUUUAAGGCAGUUUUACCAUGUUCUUUCAAAUGUGUGUUCAGUUUGAUUUUAUGUGCUUAAAAUAGUACAGUUUAAACUAUAUGUUAGUUCACUUAGCAGUUGUCUCUGCCAGUUAUACCAUUUUCUUUUCAAAUGUCUGUAAAUUUUGAUUACUUAUUUUAGAUCUAGAAAAAUUGUAUGAUGUUGGAGCAUUUAGUAGCAUUUAGCAAUUAUAUACUGUAGCAAGUAGCUUUCUCGACCAGUUCAUACCAUGUUCUUUCAAAUAAUGUGUUCAGUUUGUUUUUUGCUCACUUGCCACGAAGUGACAAGGUGAGCUUUUGUGAUCGCCUGAUGUCCGUCGACCAUCCGUCAACAAUUUCAAACAACUUCUUCUCCUGAACCACAUGGCCAAAAGUAAUGAAACUUGUCAGGAAUGUUCCUUGCAUGAAGAGAGAAAGUCAUUACUUGCAGAACUCUGGUCGCCAUGGCAACCAAAAGGAAAUUUUUUAAAAAUCUCCUUGUCAAAAACCACAAGGCCUAGAGCAAUGAAUUUUGGUUUAUAGCAUCAUCUAUAGUGGUCCUCUGUAAAAAUUAAUACAAUUAUGCUAGGGGUGUCAAAAAUGACCACGCCCCAGGGGUCAGUUGUUUUCUUUAAAUGUAUAUUGUAAAACAUUAAAAUAACUUCUUGUUCAUCAAUUCUUUAUGAAAUUUGGUCAGAAUGUUUAUUUUGAUGAAAUCUUGUUUGGGAUUGUAUAUGGGUCAUCUUGGGUCAGAUGAACAGGUGAGUGAUAUUGGACCAUCAUGGUCCUCUUAAUUGAGCAGAAGUAUGUCUGAGUAUUGUGAACUUCAGUUCAUUUUCUGUGAUUCUUAUGUUAACAAUGGUAGAAAAUAGCAAGAAAUACCAGAGCACAGAACGAUUCCAUACAAACAUAAAUUUGUUUUAUGUUAACAUAGUUUGAUAUUGUGUUCAGCUUUUCUUUUUGUUUAUAAAUAUGUUUUGCUGCACCUUGUUAUAACUUGUUGUUUAACAGAUUUUUCAACUCUCUGCAAGUAGCAGUUGGAUUUAUGUUAUAUUCUUUUUGCAAGAAACAUAACUGAGCCAUAUCAUGGGAAAACCAACAUAAUGAGUAUACAAAUAUGGAUCUAGGCCAACCCGUGCAUCUGCGCAAUGUCGCAAAGUCUGAUCAAGACCCAUACUGAUUGCUUUUAACAUCUGCAAUACUGAAUGGAUAUAUACUUGCCACUUAGCCAUUAAAUGUUGGUUUUUGCAUGACAUGUCUCAUUACUAGUCAUUAGUUUAAAUUUCUUCUGCUGUUGUAAUGAUAUUGUGCUUUGAAAUAGACAAGGAAAUACUUUCUGCUUAAUAACUUAGUUUGAGAUAUUCUAGUCAAACUUUACUAACAGACAGCUCACAACAAAAGAAGCAUUUAGAUUUAUUAUGGCAUAAUAUUGGCCUUGUGAAGACCAAAGGCAUAUCUUAAAAGUGCAGUCUGGCAUAUCUGUGUAAAGUUUUUAAAUUAUUCAAUGCGUUGUGAUAUUUUUUUGAGUUAUUACAUGAACAAAGUUAUUGUUUUAGCAAAUUAAGAAAUAUAGA
Molecule: messenger RNA, 3003 nt
Organism: Ruditapes philippinarum (Manila clam)
Lineage: Eukaryota; Metazoa; Mollusca; Bivalvia; Venerida; Veneridae
Exons: 2
Coding region: 106-789 (227 amino acids)
Source: RefSeq, a predicted model, not a curated record